This is a messenger RNA of Patella vulgata (common limpet), 831 nucleotides long. RefSeq lists its product as uncharacterized. Bases 12 to 668 code for a protein of 218 amino acids. The transcript has 6 exons. NCBI's taxonomy places the organism in Eukaryota, Metazoa, Mollusca, Gastropoda, Patellidae. The record is from RefSeq and is a predicted model, not a curated record.
AUUGAUAGAAAAUGGAUUUAUUCAGUUCUGUGGAAAUAGCACGACCAAAACCAUCAAUGUUUACACCUACCUAUUUAUUGAGAGAACAUACAGUUCCUCAUAUAACAACAUACGGUUGUAUGAACGACUGGAUGAAUGUACAGAAUCGUGUUCUGUCAUCCGGUGUUCCAGUCACUAUGUCAGACAGUAAUUGGAUGAAAGCGAACACAAUGGCUGAUACUCGACCAGGAUUUAAUGAUAAAUAUGGUAAAGCUUAUACUGAGCUCAGUCAACAGAUAGCUUAUAGACAUCCUAAUCCCGGUAAAGCAAGGGAACGACAGGGACGUAUUGGUGGAUCAUGGAGAAACAUCAAGGAGGUGUUAGGACACAGUGGUAGCCGAGUGGUGUUCGUAGAUGGUUUAGUGGGUAUGUAUGAUACUCAAAAGUUUACUGAUGAUCUGUGUGCCCAACAGUCAGCCAGACCACAUCUGAACGGAGAUGGUUUUGUACCUGCUAAAUAUGAACCAGUUAAUUUAACAACUCAAAUGCCAGAGUAUGACCCAAGCAGUAAUCGAUUACCAAGCGUUCCAGAUGCAAGGCCACGAAUGGAUUAUGGGGAUGAUGACGUCAACAGAAAAAUGGCAUUAUUAGAAGAAGAUAAAUAUAAAGGAUUCUACAAAUAUAAAUAAAUUAAUUAAUAAAUGAAUUUCUCCAUUUUGAAUUAUAGUCUUUCAUAGACAUUACCACAUCAGUAUUAGUCUUGAAAUAUUAUAACCAUAAUUAUUUUUAGUCAAAUUAACCUACAUUGUACUUAUAUUUCGUGGGUUUGAAGACAAAUUCUCAUUCAAAUUG